This is a messenger RNA of Triticum turgidum subsp. durum (durum wheat), 2742 nucleotides long. Lineage: Eukaryota; Viridiplantae; Streptophyta; Magnoliopsida; Poales; Poaceae. The record is from the annotation of a GenBank genome assembly.
AUGUCGGGAGGCUUCUUCCGGGGGACGUCGGCCGACCAGGACACCAGAUUCUCCAACAAGCAUGCCAAGCUGCUCAAGACGCAGAAGUUCGCGUCCGAGCUUGACCAUCAGGUGGACAUGUCAAAGGUGAAGAUGGACGUGAUGAAGCCGUGGAUUGCCACACGGGUCACCGAGCUUCUUGGGUUCGAGGACGAAGUGCUUAUCAACUUCAUCUAUGGCCUGCUCGAUGCGAAGGAGGUGGACGGGAAGUACAUACAGAUCCAGCUUACAGGGUUCAUGGAGAAGAACACAAUAAAGUUCAUGAGGGAGCUGUGGAGCCUCCUUCUCAGUGCGCAGCAGAAUGCUAGUGGUGUGCCCCAGCAAUUUUUGGAUGCAAAGGAGGCUGAGAUUCAGCAGAGAAAGCUCCAGCUCUUCCCCAUGGCGAACCAGCAAACCCAUGAGUUGGCAGGAGAAAGCCAACCUAUAUAUGAGGAAGAAGAAAAUCUAUAUGAGGAGCCGAGGAGGAAGAUGAGGGCAUUGAGGACGGCUAGCUCGCGUAGGACAGCUUCGUCGCGGAAGACGGAGUGCUCGCGGACGAUGGCGUGCUCGUGUAUGGUAUUGUCCUCGUGUCUAGUCCCUGGUGGCGUGCUCGCGUCUGAUGAUGGUCGUGGUGAAGAAGGGAGGAGCAAAAGGAUAGAGGAGAGAAGUGCAGACUGUUCUUGUCAUGGGGGAAGCUUUAUCCUUAUAGACAAGUCUCUGAUUCCAUUGUCAUGGCGGAACCUUGGUUCAGAGUGGGAUAAUUUUGGUAGGGCCGUGCUCGAGGCCAUAUUUGGGCUGAGGAUUGCAUUGAGCUCGAGCCGAGCCAAGGCGGAAGAGGCUAGAAUUGCCCAGGAAAUCCAGAAGAAGCGAGAGAAAGAUGGAAGGGACACGGAACUAGAUAAACGCAAAAUGAUGGCCGGGGAUACUGGUAAUUCAAGAUUUCAUGGUGAUUCACUUGGCUCUGCUUUAAACAAUCCCAAUGUCGAUGCUGAGAAAGAAAAGGAACUGGACUUGAAGCAUAGCUCGAGAACAAAGAGCCGAAUGUACUUCUGGAACAUCGAAGACCUAGGAGCACAUCUUUGUCGCCCCGUGGUAGGCAACGGUCUAUUUCUCCAAGGAGGCGCUCUCCAUCCCCUUCCAGGCAAAGAUCAUCACGACGUUCAGCUUCACCUAGACGUUCUGUUUCCCCCCGAAGGCAUUCCCCAAGAAUCGCUCCUUCAAUGUCUAGGCGGAGGUCACCGUAUUCCAGAAGAUCACCUUCAGUACCUAGAUCCCCAUCACCUCGGCGGAGAUUUCCCAUUAGGAGAAGAUCUCCACCAUCUGGGCGACGUAGAUCACCAUCUCCUUAUCGCUGUCGGUCCCCAGCUCGCGCACCUAGGAGAUCACCAUCUCCUGCGCGUCGCAGAUCACCUCCUCGACACAGAUUACCAGCAGAUAGACACCGGAGUAGCAGUCCACACAGCAGGAGUCCAAAUCGUUCACGUAGGAGUUCGAGCAGGGACGCAGAAAAGGGAACAAACGGUGCACCCUCCACUAAAGGCAGGGAUCUGGCUCAAAGGGAAGUCAUUGUCUUACUCCCAGUAUUGCCUCAGGAACCAAGAAAGGAGUGGCCGAGGGUCACCGGAUUUUGAACACCGUAGGCUCACAAAAUCCUUGAGGUCUCCUACUAAUGAUGCAGAAAGAGACUCCACACGUGACAGUCCUUUGAAGGACACUGGGAAACAUAUGCCCAGUCAGGACAGCACAAAUACCAGUGGAGACGAGGAAGAAAGCGGGCGUGCAAGGGAGAAUGCACGGAAGGCCAAUUCAUCACGCAGGAUAUCCAAGGAUUUCUCAGCUGAUCUGCAUCUAAAGGAAGUCAACGUUGACAACUCAGUCCCUGGAGAAAAACCCUCUUCCAGAUCAAGACAGGAUGGCGGGAAGGAUGUCCCCAAGAAAUAUGAUAAUCCGCUAUCAGAUUCAUCAGAAGAUGCACUUGAUGGUAGAAGAAUGAAACGCCAGGGUGAUUCCCCUGAUGAUUCUCGCGUGAAACGGCAGUCCCCUAGUAGAGCUGGCGACUCUUAUCCAAAGGAUGGGAUUAACAAUGAGCGUGCCAAAACGGAUUCACAUGGUGCUUCUUAUGAUGCUAUUGCAGCGAAGAAAUACUCUGGUAAAGUUGAUGAAGCUUCCCAAUCAGAUGGUGGAAGUCCUCUUCAAAAAGCUAAGAAAAGAACAUAUGACAGUAAACACAUUGAUCGUCGCAGUUCGGGCUCAGAAGAAUCUGAGAAACACAGAUCCCAGUCUGAGAAGCGAAGACAUAAAAAGGGUCACAAGCAUAAGAAGCAUUAUGAUGAUAGUUCUGAUUCUGAUUCUGACUCUGAUGAGUCCAAGAAGAGGAGGCGAGAAGAGAAAAAGCUGCGAAAAGAGGAAAGGCGCCUUAGACGUGAAGAACGGCACCGCAGAAGGGCGGACCGUCAUGCCAGUAAACAGAGAUUGAAGUAUGCUGGUUCUCCCCUGUCAGAUCUUGAGAAGGAUCGUCAAUCUGGCUCAGACGCUGAUGUUGGGAAGAAAGGUUCAUACACUCCGAGAGAAGAACCUGACCCAAACAAACUUGAAAUUGAGCUUCGACAGAGGGCCCUUGAAUCUCUUGCAAAGAAAUCAAAGCAUGUUAUUACUCCGUCUUCAGAUGUCGAGAAGGACCGUGAAUCUGAUUCGGAUGCUGAUGUUAGGAAGAGAGUUUCAUAG